UUAUUUACCAUCGACCAGUUGAACAAUCAGUAGCUCCAAAGCGUCCGAGCGAUACAAAGUUGAUCUGAGCGAUAGCGAAAGCCACAAUCUAACCUAAGAAACACACGUCUCACAACAAAUUUAUCGAAAUGGAAAACAUGGUAAGCCUUGAUGGCUCAGUGCUAGAAGGCGGUGGGCAAAUUUUACGUGUGGCCUUAGCCAUAAGUUGUCUGAAAAAAUUAUCCGUCCACAUCUUCAACAUACGACAGAAACGAAGCAAUCCCGGACUGAGAGACCAGCAUUUGCGGUGCAUCGAACUAGUGCGGGACCUAUCGAACGGCACUGUCGUCGGGGCAUUUAUUGGAUCAACCGAAAUAUUCUUUCGUCCAGGCGACAUCGUAGGGGGCUCAUUUCAGGCCGUAAUCAAAACCGCCGGCAGUAUUGGUUUGCUCUUGCAAGUGGCCCUGCCUUGUGCAUUAUUCGCCGAAACAGACGUCACUCUUCACUUAUUUGGGGGCACCAAUACGAAAAUGGCACCGCAAGUCGAUUACCUCACUGAAAUUUUUCGCCCCAUAAUGGAGAAGUUCGGCGCCACUUAUGAUUUCGAAUUGAUCAGACGGGGAUAUUUCCCUAAAGGAGGUGGAGCGGUCGUGGUACAUGUAAAACCAAUUAAGCAAUUAAAUGGGGUCCAAUUGAUAAACCCGGGCAAGGUAACCAGCAUCACUGGCUGGAGCUUCGUGUCUGGAACUCUGCCGGCAUUUUUGGCGAACAAAAUCGCCGAUGGGGCCGAGAAAUAUUUAUCCAGAAUUUGUUCCAAUGUGAACAUUGAAAGAUACAAGGAAGACCGCAAUGUGGCCCCCGAUAAUUCCUCGGGAAUCAUUUUGGCCGCUUAUACGGACACGGAUUGUAUAUUGGGGUCGGAUGCGCUAGGAAGCCGAAAAGAAGAUGCGGAGCAAACGGGGCAACGAGCCGCAGAAGCCCUGCUAGAGACUUUGGAUCAGGAAUGCUGCGUAGACGAACAUAGCCAGAACCAAAUGCUCAUUUUCAUGGCUUUAGCCUCGGGACCUUCUCGUGUGCGUGUUGGCAAAACCACUCUACACACGACUACAGCGAUCCAUGUCAUAGAAACCUUAACAGCAGUCAAAUUUAGUAUAGAGAAUUUGUCUGAUACAGCCAAUAUCAUUCAUUGUACAGGCAGUAAGUAGAAUCUAUUAAUUAAUCUUGGUAUAAUUUGGGGAAGAGAAAACAUACCUAAUUUUAGACAAAAGUUGUUGGUAUUAAGUUAAUGUUGAGCAACUGCUCUAGAAUUUGAGGCACCCCACGAAAAAGGUGGCCCAAAUUCAAUAAUUAACAACCCUGUAUAUAUUUGCUAAUUAUGACGAAUUUGUUUACAAUCGCAAUUUAAAAUAAGAUCAACAUACCUGUACUUACUUCCUCCCAUCAUCAUAAACCUUGGAUGGCUCUGAUAAUGUCCCAAGUUUCGUUGCUAUCCAAGCCUAUACCAAUAUGUUUUAACAUUGGAAGUUUAAGCGACAAUCAUUACAUUUUACGAAUUUUUCUUAAAUUGACCGCAAAUUGCCAUUUUUAAAUAAACCAUCGCAAUUAGGAGACUGAUUGAUAUACUUUUUGCAUGAUGAACAUGUACUCAAAAGGAUCUGAGCCGAACUUGGAUUUUUUGCACACAUUUGUAUAUAAUGCUAAUUUAAUAAAUAACUUUGAAACAGUAAAA
Dendroctonus ponderosae (mountain pine beetle) is the source of this 1708-nucleotide messenger RNA. RefSeq names its product RNA 3'-terminal phosphate cyclase (gene Rtca). NCBI's taxonomy places the organism in Eukaryota, Metazoa, Arthropoda, Insecta, Coleoptera, Curculionidae. Gene Ontology annotation, biological process: RNA processing. Gene Ontology annotation, molecular function: RNA-3'-phosphate cyclase activity. Bases 129 to 1184 code for a protein of 351 amino acids. The transcript has a single exon. Gene Ontology annotation, cellular component: nucleus. The record is from RefSeq and is a predicted model, not a curated record.